CAUUAAAACCACAUUACUUAUCAAUUAUCAAAGCAAGUAAAUGCCUUGAUUUCAGCGUAAACAUUGCUACAGAGUUCAUAUAAAGUUAGCGAGAACAUUAAAUCGAUUACCAUAAUAUGUGAUCUUGUCUUUCGCUCAGUCAUCAAUCAUCCAGUCUACUGUAUAAAACGAUCGGCGAUGUGUACUAACUUUUGGAGCGUUCUGUAGACAACGUGAGAGUAUUAAAGGUAUAGGGACCCUUUCACGUGUCAGUCUCCGGAAUAAAGCAGCAUAACCUGCACCAUAUUUCGACAAUAUUUGCAAGGAAAUUAUUCGACAUAUGUUAACAAAAUGGAACAAAAUAAUCUGUCCACAAGGUACCAGAAUUUAUUGACUGUGGACAGUGGGUCUUAUGGACGAAGGCGGAACUCUGCGACACUUUUGACGCCCGGAGUGUCGGGUUCCCUUCUGCAAGUUCGCCAAAAUGCUCCUCGAAGAAACAGUAUGCCGGAAAAUGUUUACAUGAACUGUGACAAUUCAUUCGAUUUGGAACGAGUCAGAUCUUUUCAAAUGACAAAAUCUGGCAUUAUGAACAGAGGUGAUCGGAUCCGCCGAAAAAGCACAACGAGUAUUAGUUCCGGCGGAAGUAACAUUAGUGGAGCAAGUUACCAAAAUCUGGCAUCUCCUCAUCCUUUAGAAAUCUGUGAUAAUAUAGGGGAUUUGAACGAUCCGGAAUAUUUUUCUGUUGCAAUAAUAGGAGCUCAUGGUGUUGGUAAAAAGACUUUGAAAACACAGUUCAUGACGUCAGAGGCCAUCUGCACGAGCGACACUUCUAUAGAUGCUGACAGCGAGGAAACCACGGUCCCUGUGAAAUUAGAUGAGGAAGAAUCCCAUAUCAGAAUAAUUGAAGUACCCGAUCUAAAGUCCAUUGAAGACUUACCGGAUGUGGACGCCAUCUUAGUGGUGUAUUCCGUGGAUGACGAGCAGUCGUUUAACGAGGCAGUUCAGAACAUUCAGUUCAUAAGGAAAGAAGUGGUAAACAAACAAGCCAUCAUACUAGUGGCUAACAAAGCCGAUCUGGAGAGGCGAAGAGUGGUCUCUGAAAAAGAUGCCAGAGCUGUGUCCGACCGUUACCAUUGUAAGUACGUUGAGAUAUCCGUGGUGUUGAACCACAACGUUGAUGAACUGUUGGUAGGUAUUGUCCGACAGGUGCGACUGAGAAGAAACUCCAUUGAACUUCAAGUUCCCAUGUUGGCUCCGAGAAAAAUGUCUAAAUCAUUCUCCUCCAAAACCAAGUCAUUCUUGUGCAAGUUGUUCCGAGUGGGACAGAAAGAUCAUUCAUCUAGUGAUUUAUACGACUUGUGAUUUAUAUAUCCAAAAGAUUGGUAGAAAUGUAGAUUUGAGCAACGUUACAGCCAGUGGAAGGAUCAGACAAAAAUGGCUACUUUGAAGAGAAAGUUUCAGAGGGCUAGAGGUUUUGCUAGAUGUGUGUUAUAAGUAGCCAAUACCAAGCAGUGAUUGCAGGUGAAGCUUUCUUUAGAUUAUGAUGGAAGAGCGACCGUGCUCGUGAGUUUCACGACAAAAUCCUUUAACGUUGGGGUGAAUUGACACCGGAUGUUUUAUCUUCUACUUCCUCAUCCUCAGCGUCUUGGAGAUGAAGAGAGGAUCCAAUGCUAGUCAGCGACUAACGUUUGUUUUAUAAUAUUCUGUUAGAAACUGUUAAUUGAAAUACGUUUACUAAUAAAAGCUUGAUGAAAUACUGCCGAUUAAUCGGAGAUGUAAAACUACAUGUAUGCUCAGCGUUUAUAAAAAAAAUUAAGCAUCAUGUUUGCAUGUAUUUUGGAACCAUUUGUUUUUAAUUUAUAUAAAAAUCGACACAAGUUGUAUUGAUAUUGAAACUGAUGCGAUUGAAGUUGUGUCCAUUUUGUUAAAUUAUCCUACAAAGAAGUGCACUGUAUUUACGUCUAAGAAUACACUGUUUAUACGCGUUAAUUCAAAUCACUAAACACGUGAAGUGUGUUUUUUCUUCAAGAAAAUUGGAUAUAUUUCAAACCUAUUUGUAAACAACGUGCCGAAAAUACUACUUAUACUAGAAACUCCAUGAAUUUACUGCAUUAAUGUGUAUAUAUGUUAUUGUAAGAGACAAUUAUGAUAGUACAUGUAAAACACAUUCACUGAUUUUUUAUUAUCAUACCUCGAAAGUUUGAUAGGUUUAUUUAAUCAUUUGACAGGAAAGGGUAAACAUCGUAUUUUCCCAGAAAUAAUCAAAGUACAAAAAGUAGCCCUGGGAGUGGAACUUUUCAAAAUUUUAAAGAAAAAAAAAAUCUUUAAAAAAAUCUUACACAUGUACAUCAAAGCAAUGCUGCUGUUUUUAAAUUCAAUAUAGAUUUAUUUUCACUUAAUUUGUGUAUUUAAUAUUGGUUCAAUAAAUCUAUAUAUUUUAUUUAUUUACCUGAAUACCAUAUUCAGAUGCUUGUCUUAUGUACAAUUUUUUGUAUUAUUCCUUUAAAUCCUCUAUUCACCGAUGAACACACCCAUAACAUGCCUAUGUGCAAGUUAAGAUAAUGAUGGCCGUUCCAUAAUACUUGUGAAAAUUAAAGCUGUAUAGUUUAUUUUAUCUAUAAACACAAAUGAAAUUUUGUGAAUCUUUUAUUUGAUACAUUUCUGUUUUAUAUGAUUCUGUUUACAGUUAAUCAAAUAAAGCUCUUUGUCUUGG
This is a messenger RNA of Ostrea edulis (European flat oyster), 2695 nucleotides long. Its product is annotated as GTP-binding protein GEM-like. The coding region runs from base 331 to 1344 and encodes 337 amino acids. Gene Ontology annotation, molecular function: GTP binding; calcium channel regulator activity; GTPase activity. The transcript is spliced from 4 exons. Lineage: Eukaryota; Metazoa; Mollusca; Bivalvia; Ostreida; Ostreidae. Gene Ontology annotation, cellular component: plasma membrane. The record is from RefSeq and is a predicted model, not a curated record.